Cylicocyclus nassatus is the source of this 1559-nucleotide messenger RNA. The record is from the annotation of a GenBank genome assembly. NCBI's taxonomy places the organism in Eukaryota, Metazoa, Nematoda, Chromadorea, Rhabditida, Strongylidae.
AUGACUCCGACAGGCAAAGAAAGUCCUUCUAAAAUUCCGCAUGCCGUAUCUAGACACAUUGUCCAAUACUUCAUCAAAAAUUCGGACAUUCUUCUCAAUGACACGAACGUGCGAACGUAUGCACAAAAUACAAAGAGGAUGACGGCUUACCGGAAAUUAGUCAUUGAAAUAGCGGAAGAGUACGGCUUCGAAAUAACUGAAAAGCAAAUCCGCAACCAUUUCGACCACUACAGAUCCAAAGUGAUAUCAAAGGGAAUGACUUUCAGAAGAAACAUUAGCGCGGAAAAGAAAUACCGAACAACGACUGGUGGCGGAGUCAUACCCUCAGAGGAGAGUUCUGCGAAUAAAAAUGAUACAUUUCCGUUCAACACUAGCAUGGAGGCAGAAUUAUGGAAAUUCUUCGACAAAACACCAGCAACCGUCCCAUUUCGCGAAGGCGAAAGCGCUGUAGGCAUAAGAAAAACUCCGGUCCAAAAUGCAGAAAAUGAACGUCCUGAGCCCCUAAUGGAUGAAUUCGAAACAGAUAGCGACGACGAGGAAACCGGCGGAUCUUAUGAAAGAGGAGGCAGAUGCGGAGGAGGGCGUUCAAUGCGAGGAGUCGGAACUGGAGGAGGAAGAUCUUUUAUGCGAGGAACCGAAAGAGAAAGAGAAUAUGGGGAUGAGGAAGAAGAAGAAGAAGAGGAAGAGGAAGAAGCAAGAGGAGGUGGUGGUGGAGGUGGAGGUCGAGGAGGGGCGGGCGGGUAUGAGGCACCUGGUAGGGGCGGCGGUGGUGGUGGUGGAGGUGGAUCGAACAGUAACCGAAAACGCAGGAUUACAGAAAAAGAGUUGGUAGAAGAGCAGUUUCGCCUUUGCCAGGACCAAAGGAGAUUCUUCAGCGAAAUGAUACAUACUCUAAAUGUAAUGUGUGAUUACAUCGCCUCGCAAAAGAACGUGCAAGGAACAUCAAACGGGCAGCACGGAGGGUUGGGUGGUGGAGGGAGGGAACCAACCGAAUUUGUUGCAGAUAAGAAUAUUGAAGAAUCUGUCGUCUCUAGCCAAUAAUGAAUAGUGAAACUGGAUUCUCCAUUGAUAUUCUUUCGUUUUUCUGCUUACAUUCCAAAUGGUAUGUUUUGUUACCGUACAAAUCUGUUGUUUUCUGAAUAUAUACGUCAUAUAAACUCGAUAGAAAGUAGAUGAUAGUUAGUCAUUCAAACAGCUGAGCUCAGAGUUCGCAUUUUCUUCUGCUCAGUGAAUCGUUGGUGCUGUCAGAAAGUGAACAGUCAUGGUUUUCUUGUUUGCUAAGAAUUUGGACUACUCUUCAUCAUCUAUCGUUCAUCUAAGAUGUAUUCAUUGCAGUUGCAAAAUCCAUCAAAGCGGCAGGGUAAGAAUCCGUCAAUUAGCCGAGUAUGGUAAUGAAUUCAUUGGUUUGGAAGCAGAAACUUAGUCAAAUUUGGGUAUCUGUUUUACUAGUGUCCAUGUAUUCAUUGUUGGUUCUAUAUUUUCAUCUUGUCGCUUCAUUUCCGUGAUUCUCUCAACCAUUGUAUACCAAGUCUUUAUUUUCCAUAAAGGAUUAAAGUGCC